This is a messenger RNA of Zea mays, 2234 nucleotides long. RefSeq lists its product as uncharacterized. Bases 415 to 1986 code for a protein of 523 amino acids. Gene Ontology annotation, molecular function: glycosyltransferase activity. NCBI's taxonomy places the organism in Eukaryota, Viridiplantae, Streptophyta, Magnoliopsida, Poales, Poaceae. The record is from RefSeq and is a predicted model, not a curated record. The transcript is spliced from 10 exons.
GGCCCACUAGAAACUCGCCCCGCGAGAUGGCGCAGCUGUCACCCUCUUUGGUUUCUGCGUUGCGCUUUCGGCGAGUUUCGUCUAGAAAUCCCGUCGGGCCCUCGGCCGCUUUCCUCCUCCCCCGAUCCAAUCUGUCGUCCAGACAUCAGCGAAAUGACGACCUGCUUGCCGUCUGCCGCUCUGAGAACUCCAAUUUGGACGCGCCGUUUGACCGAAUACUGAUCUCCGCAUUCCAACGCUCAAACACCACCCGGGCGGCUGCGCCCCCAACUCCCCCCGUCCGCCCAACGCCCAUCCCCCAAAAGGCUCCGAUCUGAUUCCGAGCCCCGCCAGGCGCCAGCCUUCUCCCGCCGCGUCGCACGUGCGCCCCACCCCAUACUCACGCUCGAGCCGCGAUCCCAUCCGGGGGUUCCGAUGCGGUCGCCGGCGCUCCUGGCCGCCGCCCUAGCCGCGGUGGCACUCCUAGCUGCCGGUGCCGGAUUCGCGGUGGCCGCGACGGAGGAGGCCUACGUCACGCUACUGUACGGCGACGAGUUCGUGCUCGGCGCGCGCGUCCUUGGGAAGUCCCUCCGCGACACCGGCACGCGGCGCGACAUGGUUGUGCUCGUCUCCGACGGCGUUUCCGAGUACUCGCGGAAGCUCCUACAGGCAGACGGUUGGAUCGUGAAUCGUAUAACGUUACUGGCUAAUCCUAAUCAAUUUAGGCCAAAGAGGUUUUGGGGCGUCUACACCAAGCUGAAGAUAUUUAACAUGACAAGCUACAAAAAAGUUGUUUACCUUGACGCAGAUACUAUAGUUGUGAAAAGUAUCGAGGAUCUUUUCAAGUGUGGCAAGUUUUGUGGAAACUUGAAGCAUUCUGAAAGAAUGAAUUCUGGUGUGAUGGUUGUUGAACCCUCUGAAACUCUUUUCAAUGAUAUGAUCAAAAAAAUGGAUCAAUUGCCUUCUUACACAGGAGGGGACCAAGGUUUUCUAAAUUCAUAUUAUUCUGAUUUUGCCAACUCCCGUGUCUAUGAGCCAGACUCGCCUUUAACUCCUGAACCAGCGACACAACGCCUUUCUACCUUGUAUAAUGCUGAUGUUGGUCUUUACAUGCUAGCAAACAAGUGGAUGGUUGAUGAAAAGGAAUUAAGAAUCAUCCAUUACACACUGGGUCCCCUAAAACCCUGGGACUGGUUCACAGCGUGGCUUGUAAAACCUGUUGAAACAUGGCAGGAUAUUAGGCAAAAACUUGAAGAAUCUCUUCCAGGAACUGGUGGGGGAAGGAACCCUCAUGACCAGCUGGUUGUCAAAAUAUUGUUCAUUCUCCCAUUUUGCUUGCUGCUAUUUGGUUAUUACCAAUCAUGUUUUCAGACAGACAAGGAGUUGGUAAGUAUAAGAUCUCUAUGUGCUUUUGCUAGAAGAGCUCGCCAUAAAUACAAGUCUGAAGAGUCACUUCCAUCUUAUUCAGUGUUAUCAAAUGGACAUUUGAAACUACCUUCUUAUUUUGGGGCAAUUGCGGUGUUAGUCUGCUUCGUGUCUGCUGGUUUCUCUCUUGCAUUUGCUUUCGCUAUCAUUCCACGGCAGGUUAUGCCAUGGACAGGUUUGCUACUGAUGCUUGAGUGGACCUUUGUGGCAUUCUUCUUAUUGUUUGGGAGUUAUCUCCGUUUUGUCUACCGGUGGGGAAGUAUCAGUGCAAACCAUGUGGGAUUUAGCAAUUCUGACUCAUCGGAGAAUCAUAUGGGUCCAGGCCAUCAGCGAAAUAUGUCUGACUGCGACAUGGAUGCAACAUUUUACUGGAUAGGGAUGGCAUCUAUAGCUACUAUUACUGUACUGUUACCGACUAUCUUGGGCAUAACUGCAUUGUUCACAAAGCUAGGAUUAAUGGUCGCUGGUGGUAUUGUGCUGGCAUCUUUUAUGACAUACGCAGCGGAGCAUCUUGCAAUCUCAGUCUUCAACAAGGGUCAAAAAUACAGGAAUGCGUCAAGAACUCGAAGCUUUUGUUUUUAACGUUUAAGUAAAAAAUCCUUGUUGUAUUGUAGGUAGUUUUGUACACAAAAAGAAUGAUGAUUCAUUUUUAACACGUGGCUUCCUGCCCAUGGCCCCUUUUUUUGUAGCGCUGAUGUCACGCCAACUUGUGGUAAAUAGGUUUCCGACAUUGUUUCUGUAGCACAGUUGGCAUGAAGAUUACAGACAUGUUUUGGGAUCGUGACCCGCUUUUACUCGCUUAUAUUGAUGUUUAUGGUGAGAUUGUAGUA